Messenger RNA from Naumovozyma castellii, 1485 nucleotides. It is a transcript of the gene ANP1, whose product is annotated as Anp1p. Bases 1 to 1485 code for a protein of 494 amino acids. The transcript has a single exon. The record is from RefSeq and is a predicted model, not a curated record. NCBI's taxonomy places the organism in Eukaryota, Fungi, Ascomycota, Saccharomycetes, Saccharomycetales, Saccharomycetaceae.
AUGAAAUAUAAAAAUGGUAAACGUUCAAUCGUGACCCCAACAACAAUCAGUAUAGCAGGCACAUUACUGACAUUACUUCUUCUAGCAAAAUUAUUCAUAUCCAAUUUCUCCAUAGGUAAAAUCAUCGCAUUACCAAUCACACUACUCUCACUGAUAUUUUCACCGUCAUCAUUUUCCUCAUCAUCUUCAUCUUCCUCAGCAUUAUUUAAGGCAUAUGUACCCAAUUUUAGAAACGUACCUGGUGUAGAAUUCUACGAUUUGGGCAAUUAUCAAGGUAACAAGGACGGAUGGCAAAGAAAUGAUAGAAUCUUAUUUUGUGUGCCAUUAAGAGACGCUGCAGAACAUCUACCCAUGUUCUUUGACCAUUUAAACAAGAUGACAUACCCACACAAUUUAAUCGACUUAUCAUUCCUUGUCAGUGACUCCUCAGAUAAUACCAUGGGCGUACUACUAUCCAAUUUACAAAAUGCUCAAUCGCAACAGGAUAGAUCAAAAAGAUUCGGUAAUAUUGAAAUAUUUGAAAAGGAUUUCGGUCAGAUUAUAGGUCAAUCAUUCUCUGAUAGACAUGGGUUCAAAGCACAGGGUCCCAGAAGAAAAUUAAUGGCAAGAGCUCGUAAUUGGUUGGGUUCUGUUGCGAUUAAACCGUAUCAUUCGUGGGUAUAUUGGCGUGAUGUCGACGUGGAGACCAUCCCAAGAACCAUCAUGGAAGAUUUAAUGCAUCAUGAUAAAGAUGUCAUUGUCCCCAACGUUUGGAGACCAUUACCGGAUUGGUUAGGGAAUAUUCAACCUUAUGAUUUAAAUUCAUGGCAAGAAUCCGAAGGUGGGUUACAAUUGGCAAAUUCAUUGGAUGAAGACGCCGUCAUUGUGGAAGGGUAUCCAGAAUAUGCUACUUGGAGACCCCAUUUGGCAUACAUGAGAGACCCCAAUGGGAACCCAGAAGAUGAAAUGGAAUUGAAUGGGAUUGGUGGUGUUUCCAUUUUGUCAAAGGCUAAAGUAUUUAGAUCGGGUUCUCAUUUCCCUGCUUUUUCAUUCGAGAAGCAUGCUGAAACAGAAGCUUUCGGGAAAUUAUCAAGAAGAAUGAAUUUUAACGUCAUUGGACUGCCUCAUUAUGUCAUUUGGCAUAUUUAUGAACCAUCAAAGGAAGAUUUGAAACAUAUGGCUUGGAUGGCCGAAGAAGAGAAGAGAAAAUUAGAGGAAACAAGAUUAUUAGAACUUUAUGAUAAGAUUUGGGAAAUUGGAUUCGAUGACGUUAGAGAAGAUUGGACUUCAGAGAGAGAUGCCAUCUUGAAAAACAUUGAUUUAACCGGUGAAAAUGGUAAGAAGAUAGAAGUAGAUUGGUCAGAUGAUCCAGAAGAUAACCAGGCACCUAAUGCACAACUUGCACAAAAUGAAAAUAUGGAAAGUACAGAAAAUCCUCAGGGUGAUAUUGGACGUGCCAAAUAUCCAAAGGAAGUACCUCUAGAAUUCGAUCCAGAUAAGAACUAA